Messenger RNA from Candidula unifasciata, 1068 nucleotides. The record is from the annotation of a GenBank genome assembly. Lineage: Eukaryota; Metazoa; Mollusca; Gastropoda; Stylommatophora; Geomitridae.
AUGUGGGAUACAAAUCUAACAAAACUCACCAUAAGUGUAAAUCAAAAACAAACGAUUAUCAUUCCCGCAAAGCACGUAUUGUUAACUGAUGAAGCUCUCUACUAUUUACUGUUAGUUAACUUAUGGGGUCCUGCCCAAGCCGUGUGCGUUCUUGGAAUAAUUACAAAUAUUCUCAACAUAAUUGUCUUUUCUAAACAAGGCGUGCGUGACACUGUCAACAUAAGCCUUCUGGGCUUGGCCACAUCCGACCUGGGUUCCCUGAUUACGGUGCUUUAUAUAAAUAUCUCAUUUAUGCCAGAUUUUACUGCCCUGGACCUCCCGUUUGUCGGCCGUGACGUCAUGUAUAUUUUGUCCUGGUGUCACGUCAUAUUUACCAGAGUCAGCACUUGGAUAACUGCUUACAUCACGUUAGAGAGAUGUCUCUGUGUUACUGCGCCGCUCAAAGUCAAGAAUUUGUUCACGCCUAGGAGGACAGUAUUUUAUCUUUUUUUUGUCUAUGUGUUCAUGCUGACAAGCGUCUGUCCAGUCUUCUACACAUCUCGAGCAGCCAGAAUUUUUGACUCAUCAAAUAAUAGGACCUUGCUUGGGAUAUCCUUUUUAGAGGACAGAGAUAAAAUAGAAAGGGUGGCAUUCAUGACAAACAACACAGUCCCAACACUGGCAUUUUGCACGGUGGCAAUCUGCACCGCAAUUCUUGUGUCAACUUUACGAAAGAAAUCAAAAUGGCGUCGAAAAGCUACCACGUCUACUGCGAAAACUGUCGUAGCUGACAGAGAUGGCAAGGUAGUCAAAAUGGUGGUCCUAAUAUCUACUAUAUUCAUUAUUUGUUACUUCCCGGGAGCAGCUGUUUUUGUGGUCAUGUUACUAGAUACCGAUUUACGAAUUGACGGAUUUCAGAAGAAUAUGCUAAUUGCAAUUUUUUCAAUAUUAUUUCAUCUGGAAUCCAUCAACGCUAGCGUUAAUAUCUUUAUAUAUUUGAGCAUGAGUUCAAAGUUUAGGUUAACGUUCAAGAAUAUGAUGUGUUUCAAGUGUAAUAAACAAUCGGGGUGUAAAAAACAAAAUAAAUAA